Messenger RNA from Rangifer tarandus platyrhynchus (Svalbard reindeer), 555 nucleotides. NCBI's taxonomy places the organism in Eukaryota, Metazoa, Chordata, Mammalia, Artiodactyla, Cervidae. The record is from the annotation of a GenBank genome assembly.
AUGCUGAGGCGGCAGCGGCCGCUGCUCGAGGUGAGUGUGGUGCGGCGCGGUCCCGGGCUCGCUGGCCUUCGGCCGCCCAGGAGGGCCCUGGCGGCAAGUCCUCGGGCCGGGCGGACGGGGCGUCCUGUCGCGGCGGCCGCCUCCCCACCCCGCGGCUGGUGGGGGGCGGGCGGCUCAGCCCUUCCUCCUCGCGUCCCCCGAGAAGCUGGAGGCGCGUGGGGGGCGACUAGGCCCCGCGACGCCGGGAAGCCCUCGCUCCGGCCUGGGCAGCGGGGCGGCCGGGUGUGUGGAGCCGGGGGCUGGCAGGGUCGCUGGCAACCUUUGGAUUGGCCGCGGGCCGGGGAAAGCGCAGCCUCUUACCCAGGGCCCCGCACGUACAUCCCGGAGGGAGGCAGAGGACGCCUGUUUGCGAACAGCCUGGGCUUCUCCGCGCCCGGUGCUGAGUCCCGCAGAGUCCCGGGGGGAGGGGCGGGAGGGCACGGUGAGGGAGCCCGCGCCGAAAGUGCGGGGCCGCGAAAGCCCUUGGAACUCCUGGAGUGUCAUUCCCCCACCUGA